AUGGCUGCCAGUUUUGCUAAGGAGCGGAAAUACAAUGCUGAAUACAUUAACUACGGAUUUACAUCAAUCCUCGCUGAUGGCAUCGAGAAACUUCAGUUUGUGUUGUGCUUCAAACUGCUGGGGUACGAUUCCAUGAGGCCUAGAAAGCUGAAGCAUCAUCUGACGACAAUCCACCCCCAGUUUGCGAAGAGAGAUCCGAAUUUCUUCAAGCGCCAUAAACGGAGUUUGGGGAAACAGAGACUGGAUGAGAGUGGUGCCUUCCAACAACAGAACUUAAGUGUAGUUGAGGCAUCAUAUGAGAUUACCGUUGAAAUAGCAAAGAAGAAGAAGGCCCAGACGAUUGGUGUAACUUUACUUAAGCCGUGCGCUUUAAAGAUGGUCAAGCGGGUUCUUGGAGAGAUAAGUGAAUGUAAGAUUCAGCAGAUUUCCUUGUCAGUCGACACGGUGAAACGGAGAAUUAGUGAAAUGUCAGGUGAUAUCAUGGAACAAGUGAUACAGGAGAUUAAAUCGUCCUCAACUAGUAUGUUUGCAAUACAAUUGAAUGAGUCAACGGAUAAAAUCUGUGGAGGCAUGGAUUUAGAGCAUGAAACCCUCCUCUUUUACUCCAAAGUGCGAUGGCUUUCCAUGGGUAAUGUUGUGAAUCGGGUGUUCGAAAUUCGGGGAGAAUAUAAGUUGUUCUUGGAAAUGAAAGGGAUGGAUGAUCUAUUAAGUCAUUUCAACGAGGUGGUGUGGGAGCCACGUCUUGCGUACCUGGCAGACAUAUUUGAGCAGCUAAAUAGGCUGAAUCUCAAGCUACAAGGAAAGAAAGGAAAUGUGUUUCACCACAUGGAUUGUAUUCGUUCAUUUCUUGACAAACUCCAAAACUGGCAAAAGAAAGUCAGUGCAGGAAAUGUUGCCAUGUUUGAGAAUAUCUCAGUUGUUCUUUACGAGAUUGAAGAGGAUCAUCUACUUGACCCAUCACACAAAAAUGAAAUAAUUCACCAUUUGAAAUCCUUGGAAAGUGAGCUCAAAAGGUUCUUCCAGAAUUCGAGGAGGAAGAAAGGAAAUUGGUGA
Messenger RNA from Homarus americanus (American lobster), 1053 nucleotides. RefSeq names its product SCAN domain-containing protein 3-like. Lineage: Eukaryota; Metazoa; Arthropoda; Malacostraca; Decapoda; Nephropidae. The coding region runs from base 1 to 1053 and encodes 350 amino acids. The record is from RefSeq and is a predicted model, not a curated record. The transcript is spliced from 2 exons.